Molecule: messenger RNA, 3654 nt
Organism: Maudiozyma barnettii
Lineage: Eukaryota; Fungi; Ascomycota; Saccharomycetes; Saccharomycetales; Saccharomycetaceae
Gene: RRP12
Product: mRNA-binding protein RRP12
Exons: 1
Coding region: 1-3654 (1217 amino acids)
Source: RefSeq, a predicted model, not a curated record
AUGGACGCAGAUCAAGUGGCUCAUAUGCUCGAGCUAGAGGAUAAGCUAUCCAAGAUUAGACAUCAAGCAACUUCUAAAUUGGAAAAUCAAAAACAUAUUGCCAUUAUAUUGACUGCUGUUGAGGAAAACAUCGAAGGUCAUGACACUAACGACACUUCUAAGAAUAUUAUUAGUUAUAUGGUUGCAUUUAUGUCCUUAUUAGAUCAAUCCAUUGAUAACGAUACUCAUAAUAUUAUAGAUUUACAAUUAACUACAGCAGCUACAUAUUUAUUAGAUAUCAUCUUCCAAUAUGCUCCAAAGAAAUUAUUAAGAUCUAAAUUCUCCGAAUUAUUAGCUAAGAUCGCUCCUUGUAUUACUGAUGAAAAAGCUGAACCAUUAUUGAUUAGAUCUGCCAUUGGUUGUUUAGCGUCUUUGUUAGUCGCUCAGGAUGCUCAAGCUUGGAAUAAUACUCAUAAUUUGACCAUUACUCCAAUGAGAGGUCUGCAAGGUCUGUUGGAAUUAUCUCUAGAUCCAAGACCAAAGAUUAGAAAGAGAUCUUUAGAGGCUCUUCAUAAGAUACUUGAAAAUCCACCUGUUGCUCCAACAGCAGAACAUGUUGCCUCUACUACAAUCUCGGUAUUUGCCAUUAAUCAAUUAACAGAUGUAUUAAACGAAUUGAAUGGUUUAUCAAGUAAACAAUUGAAGAACCAAACUGUUAAAGAUGAUAUAAACUCUAAAGUGAUAAAAUGUUUACGUCUAGUAAGUACUGUCGUAACCUCUGGCCAAUGGCCAACAGGUCAAAUUGAACCUCUAUGUGAUAUGUUAUUGGAUGUAACAAAGAGUUCUGAUCAAUAUCUUGUUUCCACUUCUUUUGAAUGUUUUGAAAAAUUAUUCAAUUCCAUGGCUGAAUCUACCGUGUCCACAGGGUUGGCUGAAGAUAAAUACGUUAAAGUUAUAGAUACCAUUUUCCAAUUAAGACCAUCAAAUAAUGAUACUCAUUUAGUUGGAUCCUGGAUUGCAGUUGUCGUUAAAGGUAUGUCUACUUAUGCAGUUGGCUCCCCAAUGAAUGCAUUGGUUAAAGUUCCAGAAGUAUUCGAGUUAAUGUCAACCUAUUUACAAAGUGAAAAUAAAGAAAUCUCCUUCAGUGCUUCUCAAUGUUUAAUUGCAGUCCUAACUGAUGCCAUUAAAGAUGAAAUCAUAUUAUCACCGGAACAAAGUCAAGGUAGCGUAUCCAAGAAAGAUUUUAAGACUGUAACAAAGAUUAUCAACAGUUUAUCAGAAAUGUUUUCUGAAUUUUUGACAGUUAGAUACACCAAUUGUACAAAGGAAAUAUUGAAUAUUUUGGCUGCAGCUUAUAAGAAAUUCAGAUUUAGAUCCCAUCCUGCUCUUGAUAAAUCUUUGCAAAUAGUCGAUAGUUGGAGAGUUAAUGAGAAAAAAGAAGCAAUGGAAUUGGUUUCUGAGAUUGAUUUGGUGAUUGGUAACGCUAUUUCUGCCAUUGGACCAGAUGUUGUCUUACAAAUUUUACCUUUAAAUCUAAAUAAUGAAAUUAAAGAUCAACCAGGUAGAGCUUGGUUAUUGCCAUUGUUAAGAGACUAUACUAGACAUGCUAAGCUAUCGAUCUUUAUUUCAGAUCUAUUACCAGCCGCCCAAGUAUUCGAGUCCCAGCUUGAUUCUUUCCCAAAGGAAUCUGUUCAAUUGAGAAUUUACCAAACCAUUAUCGAUCAAAUAUGGUCUACUUUACCACAUUUUGCUGAAUUGCCAGUUGAUUUAAGAGAAUCCUUUACAGAUAAGUUUGCGUCAGAUCUAUGUUCUUUACUUUACAGUAACACUGAUCUGAGAACUACAAUUUGUCAUGCCUUAAAGAUGCUAGUUGAAAGUAAUAUCAUGUACUCCGAGGGUGCAUUACAAGAUGAUAUCAUCCUACGGGCUAUAUUCCCUGUAGAAGAAUCCAAGAAAAAUUUAGAGUAUUUAACAUCGAAAUCUGUAAACAUUCUUGCUGUUCUUUUCAAUAUUUUCACUCAAACUGCAUCAAACCUAAGAGGUUACAUCCUAGAUACCAUAGAAUCAUACUUGAAAAUCACAACCCCAGAGGACGUUGAGAAAACAUUUAAUAACGUAUGUGGUCUUUUAAAGAAUUCUAUGGAGAAGGAAGCAGCUGCGAAGGAUGGUUCGAAUAAUAACAACAAUAAUAAGCCCCAAUUGACUGCAACUCUGUUAGAUAUUAUCGUAAUCAUGGUCAGAUACUUACCAUCCAAUUGUUAUGGUCCUUUAUUCAUGAUCUUUGAUCAGACUGUCAAUUCAGACGAUACUCUGAUCCAAAAACGUGCUUACAGAAUUAUUUCUAAAUUAUCUGAACUAUCUCUUGGUGAAGAAGCCAUUUCUAACUAUCUAACUGAGAUUGAAGCCAUUUUAUUACGUAACUCCAACAGUGUUCACACCUCUGCUAGAUCUGGUAGACUAGCCGCUAUUAAGACUGUUGUGAAUUUGUUACCACCAGACCACAUGAAUUUUAUUGUUCAAGUCUCUGCUGAGAUUAUUUUGGCUACUAAGGAUGUUAAUGAAAAGACCAGAGAUUUAGCUUUUGAAAUUUUAAUUUUGAUGGCUGAAAGAAUGCAAAACGGUGGUAGCAUAGAUAUGGGAGAAGGUAAUGUCCAAGUUGCCUCUCUUGCUGAAUUUUUCAAGAUUAUAUCUGCUGGUUUGAUUGGUGAAAGUCAACAUAUGGUUAGUAGCACAAUUACAGCAUUUGCAUGUCUAAUGUUUGAAUUCAAGGACUCCUUAGCUGGUGAUAUCGUUCUUGAUAUUUAUGAUACCGUUGAGUUGUAUCUAACUUCUAACUCUAGAGAAAUCGCCAAGAGUGCCAUUGGUUUUGCUAAGGUUUGUAUCCUUGGUUUGCCAGAAGAAAUGAUGAGGCCAAAGGUCCCAGCCUUGAUUCCAAAAUUGUUGCGUUGGUCCCAUGAGCACACUGGUCACUUUAAGGCCAAAGUUAAGCAUAUUAUUGAAAGAUUAAUUAGAAGAUUUGGAUAUGAAUACGUUGAAGCUAAUUUCCCUGAGGAUGACUUGAAAUUAUUGACUAACAUUAGAAAGUCACGUAACAGAAGUAAGCGUAAGGAUGCUGAUGGUACAAAUGAGGAGACAACUCUACCUACUGCCAAGGGUCCAAAGUUUAUGUCUGCCUUUGAUGAAGCUGUGUAUGCAUCAUCUGAUAAUGAAGAUGAAGAUGACGAAGAUGGAACCAACCACAAGAAGAGCAAACAAUAUAUUAUUGAAAAAUCUGGUGGUAAUCCACUUGAUUUGUUGGAUGCUGAUACAUUGGCGCAUAUCUCCUCUACAAGACCUAAGAAAUUUAACAAGAAGGACCACAAGAAGAAGCUACUAUCCGAUGAAGCGUUCGCUUUUGACGAUGAAGGUAAGCUAAUCGUUAAGGGUAAAAAGGGUGGUGCUGCUGAUGAUGAUGAUCCAAUCAAGAAUAUGACAAGUGGUAUCAAUGCAUAUCUAGAGGCUGUCAAGACUGGUCCUGUUAGAGGUCAAAAGAAUAAACUAAAAUUCAAGAAGGGCAAAAAGGAGGAUGAUAACUUCAGUGAUGACGAGUCUGCACCAAAGAGAAACGUAGGGAGAAACAAAAUUGGUAAAAAUUUCAAAAAGGGUGGUAAGUUUAAAUCCAGAAGGAGGUUAUAA